Acanthaster planci (crown-of-thorns starfish) is the source of this 1194-nucleotide messenger RNA. Its product is annotated as tyramine receptor Ser-2-like. Gene Ontology annotation, molecular function: G protein-coupled peptide receptor activity. The record is from RefSeq and is a predicted model, not a curated record. Gene Ontology annotation, biological process: neuropeptide signaling pathway. Gene Ontology annotation, cellular component: plasma membrane. NCBI's taxonomy places the organism in Eukaryota, Metazoa, Echinodermata, Asteroidea, Valvatida, Acanthasteridae.
AUGACUGUGGACGAAGAUACAACUUGCUCCAUCAAUGGGCUUUCUAACGAAGUGAUAAUUGGCGUUCUGGUUUAUUUCGUCUUCGUCGUGUUGCUGGGCAUACCGGGUAAUUGCCUCAUCUUUUACGUGUACUGGAGCAAACGAAACAAAUCCAGCACCAAUGUCCUGAUCAUGUCGCUCGCAUCGGUUGACUUCGUGGUUUGUUUUCAUCGACUUUUGGACAUCGUCUUGAAUUCACUUUGUCUGGCUGGAGUGAACUCACCUGGUACCUUUCGGAAAAUUUUGUACUGCCUCAACCUUGGAUGGAUCGGUGCGUCUGUCACCGUUACUGCGAUUAUUGCUGUGGACCGUUAUGAAUGCGUGUGCCUUCCAAAACAGCGAAAGAUGACUUUCAAAAGAACCAAGAAAUCCUUACUGGUGUCAAUUCUUGUCAAUUUUGUAUUCCAAAUACCGUUAUAUGUCGUAGUGGUCAUGGACGAGACUGUUUCAGUUACUCUUUCUGCGACAUUUUUGGGACUUAGGCUUGUGAUAUUUUUGGCUGCGUUUUGUGUAAUCUUGGUAUGUUACGGAAGUGUUUUCCGUGCCAUACGCCAACACGUUCGAACCAGUGCAGCAUCACCACAGAGUCAUCAUGAGCACCAAUGUUCGCUUUUCAAGAAGUUCUCUCAACCACACACUCCAGUGCGAACAGUAGCUGACACCGUACCAUGUCAGUCGUUGGUGGAUUCCAGUUUAGAAUCAACCAACGGAGAGCUACGAAUAGGGGACCAACUACCGACGAAGACGAGCACCAGUGGGGUACACCAGCCCAGUUUUCUUGCAAAUGAUAACCUGACUGAUUUGACUGAAAGGUGGGAUGAAAGCGAAGCGACCCCACCUACGCAGUUCCUUCGUGUCAGGGUACCUUCUGUGACCGGACGCCGUCAAGUUGCUGGGCCGGCACUUCAGCGCCGAACCACCCUCAUGCUUUUCAUCACUACCGUUGUGUUUCUCGCUUCUUGGCUGCCUUAUGGAAUUUAUUCCGUCUUUGAAGCCCUCGGCAUGGAAUCAGUCUUUCUGAAAACAUUCACCAAGAUUUUGUAUGUAAAUAACGUCGUCAAUCCGUUCAUCUACGGCCUAGCGAACAGACGGUUUCGAGAUGACUGCCAAACUGCCCUUCGGAAGUUGAGAUUUUGUAACAGAGUCAAACACUAA